Molecule: messenger RNA, 1098 nt
Organism: Saccostrea echinata
Lineage: Eukaryota; Metazoa; Mollusca; Bivalvia; Ostreida; Ostreidae
Product: transient receptor potential cation channel subfamily M member-like 2
Exons: 8
Coding region: 1-1098 (365 amino acids)
Biological process (GO): calcium ion transmembrane transport
Cellular component (GO): membrane
Molecular function (GO): ligand-gated calcium channel activity
Source: RefSeq, a predicted model, not a curated record
AUGGAACGUGGGCCUCUUCAAUGGUUGUACAGACAAUAUAAAAUUCCAUUUAUGAAGGUUUUUCUGAACGUGCUGAGUCUCUUUGCUCUCCUGACUGCAUAUGCUUAUAUGCUUCUGUUUGAUUUUGCAAAAGGAAUAUCUAACACAGAUGUAUUUCUUAUUGCCUGGAUGACUAGCUUUUUUAUUGAAGAAACAAAACAGGUGUUUGUCGCUGUAAAAAGGCAAAGGAAAAAGCAGUAUAUUACGGACCCUUGGAACAUUCUUGACUGGUUGUCUAUGAUUACGUACAUAUGCGGCAUGCUGAUGAAACUUGAAGAUACGAAUGACUACUUUACUGCAUCAAAAGUUCUGCUAGUUGCAGCCUUCAUCAUGUUCAGUAUAAGGAUACUUCAUAUGUUUUCCAUGUCCGAGUUGCUGGGUCCAAAGUUGGUUAUCAUCCAAAAAAUGUUUAAUGACACAAUUGCUUUUAUGGCAAUCAUGUUUGUUAUCUCCAUGUGCUAUAACAUCUCAUACUAUGCCAUUCUAUAUUCUGAAAACUCCGAAUUUACUUUUGAACAACUGGAGAAAAUUACGAGAAACGGAUACUGGAUGUUAUUUGGGGAGCUGAAUUUGGAAGGAGAUAGAUUGACGGAACCUGAGUGCACAUUUAACCAAACUGAGUAUAGAGAAGGGUCAAAAGAAAGAUGUCCUUCAUCACUUGGGAGGUUUUUGGCUCCUUAUCUAAAAGCUGUUUACGUGCUCAUUGCAGUCAUACUGCUUUUAAAUUUGCUGAUCGCCAUGUACAGUAAUACGUUUGCUGAAGUACACGAGAAGUCAAAAUUCUAUUGGUCUCAACUUCAAACGGAUUUUUUGGAAGAGUUCAGUUUGAAAAGUAUUUUUCCUGUACACAUGCAACUAAUCGCGAUCCCAUUCUUUGUCAUCCAUGCCUUUGUGUGGUUAGUGAGGUCCUUACCUCGAUGUAGGACUGUCAAAUGCUGUGAUGCUUCGGUUCAUGCCAAAGAUGACAGUACUAUUCUCCACCACGCACCAUAUACACAUGAAGAUGAUAUAAAAAAGUUUAACAAAAUUCCUAUGUUUGUAAGAGCUUACAUGAGCUGA